AUGCAGAAGGCACCAGAGGAACCCAAGCUGCCCAAGACGAAGCAGGAGAAGGACAAGGGUGGCCGCCUCAUUGUGAUUCUGGAGAAUGCAUCGCUCGAGACGGUGAAGGUGGGUAACAACUAUGAACUGCUGGAAGGUGAUGAACACAAGAGCUUCAUGAAGAAGAGGAAGCGCGAGGACCAGGAAGCCCGCCCGGACAUUGUGCACCAGUGCCUGCUGACGCUCCUGGACAGCCCGCUGAACAAGGCCGGCAAGCUGCAGGUCUACAUUCACACUUCCACCAACGUCCUCAUUGAGGUCAACCCGCGCACCCGUAUCCCCCGCACAUACAAGCGCUUCGCCCCGCUCAUGAUUCAACUGCUGCACAAGCUCAGCAUCCGAGCCACGCAAGGCCCGGAGAGGCUGCUGCAGGUCAUCAAGAACCCGAUCACGGAUCAUCUGCCCACCGGAGCUCCCAAGCUCGGUGCUGAGUACGACGCACCGACUUGCCAGCCCCUGUACGAGAUUGUGAAGACACUUCCCGAUGACCUCCCCGUGGUGUUCGUUGUGGGUGCCAUGGCUCAUGGAUCGGUGGAAGUCGACUACGUGGAGCGCAAUGUCUCCUUCUCCGAGUACCCGCUUUCGGCUUCUGUGGCGUGCGGCAAGAUUUGUGACGCCUUUGAGAUGAAGUAUGGCGUUCUAUAA
Messenger RNA from Acanthamoeba castellanii str. Neff, 684 nucleotides. Its product is annotated as EMG1 nucleolar protein, putative. Bases 1 to 684 code for a protein of 227 amino acids. The record is from RefSeq and is a predicted model, not a curated record. The transcript has 6 exons. Gene Ontology annotation, cellular component: nucleolus; small-subunit processome. NCBI's taxonomy places the organism in Eukaryota, Discosea, Longamoebia, Acanthamoebidae. Gene Ontology annotation, molecular function: rRNA (pseudouridine) methyltransferase activity; rRNA binding. Gene Ontology annotation, biological process: rRNA base methylation.